This is a messenger RNA of Cordyceps fumosorosea ARSEF 2679, 2328 nucleotides long. Its product is annotated as glucan 1,3-beta-glucosidase. Lineage: Eukaryota; Fungi; Ascomycota; Sordariomycetes; Hypocreales; Cordycipitaceae. The coding region runs from base 1 to 2328 and encodes 775 amino acids. The transcript has a single exon. The record is from RefSeq and is a predicted model, not a curated record.
AUGGGUCUCGGCUCGCUCUUCACGGCCUCUCUGCUGGCCCUGAGUGCUUUCUCCCCAGUCUCAGCAGCGCCAUCUUCCUCUGUCGACACUUUGGAGGCUCGAAAUGGCGGCAGUUGGUGGCUCUCCAGCAUCAAGCGGCAGGGCGCUGUGCCCAGCAACGGCAAUUUUAAAGUCUACCGCAACGUCAAGGACUUUGGUGCUACAGGCGAUGGCUCUACUGACGAUACUGCUGCCAUCAAUGCUGCCAUCACGGAUGGGAACCGCUGUGGCCAGGGCUGCGACUCCAGCACCACGACGCCUGCCCUUGUGUACUUCCCUCCUGGAACCUACGUCGUCUCGAAGCCCAUCAUUCAAUACUACUACACCCAGCUCGUUGGAGAUGCUGUAAACGUGCCGACUCUCAAGGCUUCUGCCAACUUCCAGGGCAUUGCCGUCAUCGACUCCGACCCGUACGCCGACGGUGGCGUCAACUGGUACACGAACCAAAACAACUUCUUCCGUCAGAUCCGCAACUUCAAGAUUGACAUCACUGCUCAGGGCAAGUCCACUGGAACUGGUAUCCACUGGCAGGUUGCCCAAGCCACCUCGCUUCAGAACAUUCAAUUCGACAUGAUCAAAGAUAAGAGCAGUGACAACAAGCAGCAAGGAAUCUUUACCGAGAACGGCUCUGGUGGCUUCAUGUCCGACCUUACCUUCAACGGCGGCAACCUCGGUGUUUUCUGGGGUGCUCAGCAGUUCACCACCCGGAACUUGAAGUUCAACGGAUGCCGCACUGCUAUCUACAUGAACUGGAAUUGGGCUUGGACCUUCCACGGUCUCAACAUUGACAGCUGUGAUAUUGGUCUGGACAUGUCUAGCAACGGCCAAGACCAGCAGCAGGUCGGUGCCGUUCUUGUCCAAGACAGCACAUUCUCCAACACCCCAGUCGGCAUUGCCACUCGCUACAGCCCUAGCCAGAACGACACCCGCGGUACGCUGAUUGUCGACAACGUUGAUUUUAGCAAGAACUGCCCCGCGGCCGUCCAGAACCCCCAGACUAACGCCACCAUCCUCAACGGCAACGCGAAGGUUCAGUCUUGGAUCCAGGGCAGGGCCUACAAAGGGAAUAGUGGUAGCGCUGUCCAGGCUACCCAGACCCCCGUUUCUAAGCCUGCUGCCCUCCUAGAUGCCUCCGGAAACAUUUUCACCAGAUCAAAGCCUCAAUACAACGACGUCGACGCCUCCAAGUUUGUUUCCGUCAAGUCCAAGGGUGCCAAAGGCGAUGGUGUCACCGAUGAUACUGCCGCGAUCCAAGCUGUCUUUGACGGCAUUGGUAGCGACCAGAUCGUUUACUUCGACCACGGCAACUAUGUUGUUACCAACACGGUCAAGGUUCCUAAGAACGUCAAGGUUGUCGGUGAAAUUUGGCCCGUCAUUUUUGCCAGCGGCAACAGCAACUUCCAGGAUCAGAGCAAUCCGAAGCCCGUCUUCCAGGUCGGUAAUGCUGGAGAUGUCGGCACUGUCGAGAUGCAGGACAUCAUCUUCUCUACCAUGGGGCCCCAACCCGGUGCUAUCCUGAUGGAGUUCAACGUUGCCGGUCAAAAACAGGGUGCCGCGGGUCUUUGGGAUGUUCAUUUCCGCGUCGGCGGCUUCGAAGGAACCAAACUUCAAUCCGACAAGUGCUCCAAGAACCCCCAGCAGAUCGCUCCCCCGAAACCCGAGUGCAUUGGCGCGUUUAUGCUUCUGCACGUUACAGCUCAAGCAAGCGUCUACCUCGAGAACACCUGGUACUGGGUUGCUGACCACGAGCUCGACCUUGGUGACCAUAACCAAAUCAACAUCUACAACGGACGUGGUAUUUUAAUCGAGAGCACCAAGGGCGCUUGGCUCUGGGGCACAGCUUCUGAGCACAGUGUUUUGUCCAACUACCAGCUCACCAAGGCCAAGAACGUCUACAUGGGCCUCAUUCAAACCGAGACUGCCUACAUGCAAGGCAACCCCGAUGCCAAGGUUCCUUUCAAGUACAACGCCAAGUACAGUGACCCUGACUUUUCGAAAUGCACUGGUCCUAAGUGCGCCAGAACUUGGGGCGUCCGCGUCGUCGAUUCUUGCGACAUUCUUAUUUACGGUGCUGGCCUCUACAGCUUCUUUGAUAACUACGACCAGAAGUGCGUCGACGCAAAUAACUGCCAGGAUAAUAUUCUUGAUAUCCAAAACUCCAGCGUUCACAUUUUUGGCCUCGCCACUAAGGCGAGCAUCAACAUGGUUACUGUCAACAACCAGUCGGUCGCUCUCGACAAGGACAACAGAAACAACUUCUGCGCUGCCCUGGCAUCCUUCUCAUCCUAG